AUGGCAUUCAACCAAGGCUAUCCAUUUGACCUGAAGAAGUUUCCAGAGGACGAUGACAUUCUUCUGGACGAAGAUGAUUUGACGAGAAAGAAUGUGCUUUACUGCCGCAAAGAAAUCCUCCAACAAAUGAAGUGCACUCAAUGGGCCAAGGACGAUUAUCUGGCUGCCGACAAGGACCCCGAAAAUCAUGCUCAGUGGAGACAUUAUCACUUGCAGAGAUGUUAUACUCCGUACAUGGAUGCACUUGGCUGUGUGGUCAAUUGGAGGGAUAAAGAAGUCCAAAAGAUGAAACGGGAGGCAGGUCCGGAAGGAUGGAAGAUUCUACAAGAUCGAUGGAUCCACGACGUGGCUCAAAAUGUGGGUGCCACCAAAGCCAAGCACUUGUGGGAAAUGUCCACCAACAUGAAGGAACUGUACGAACAAGCCAGGCAACGAGAGGGUCCUAUGUAUGGCGAACAACCACCACCACCAGGGACGUUCACACCUGCCAACAAUCCACAACAUGAUCAAUUAGAAUCCUUCUUGGCACAGGCCAAACGACGACAGUUGCAAAAGGAACAAGAACGAGAAGAAGUCAAGUCCCAAAAGUCGUUUUGGAGCUUUGGCCGUUAG
Messenger RNA from Seminavis robusta, 612 nucleotides. Lineage: Eukaryota; Bacillariophyta; Bacillariophyceae; Naviculales; Naviculaceae. The record is from the annotation of a GenBank genome assembly.